AGCGCCCAGAGCCAGGUUCUCCUCCGCAGCUAGCACCUCAAAUCGAAUUCACAUUCGGAAGGUUCGAAAAAGAAGUAUCCUUCGAAAGCUUAGAUCAUCCCUGGGGCCAUGGACUCGGACGCCAGCCUGGUGUCUAGUCGCCCGUCGUCGCCAGAACCCGAUGAUCUUUUUCUGCCCGCCCGGAGCAAGGGGGGAAGCAGCAGCGGCUUCACCGGAGGGACCGUGUCCUCGUCCACGCCGAGCGACUGCCCGCCAGAGCUGAGCUCCGAGCUGCGAGGGGCCAUGGGCGCGGCGGGCGCGCAUCCCGGGGACAAACUGGGCGGCGGUGGCUUCAAGUCAUCUUCCUCCAGCACCUCCUCGUCCUCGUCUUCGGCGGCCCCGUCUUCCACCAAGAAAGACAAGAAGCAGAUGACUGAGCCCGAGCUGCAGCAGCUGCGCCUGAAGAUCAACAGCCGCGAACGCAAGCGCAUGCACGACCUCAACAUCGCCAUGGACGGCCUGCGGGAGGUCAUGCCGUACGCGCACGGCCCGUCGGUGCGCAAGCUCUCCAAGAUCGCCACGCUGCUGCUGGCGCGAAACUACAUCCUGAUGCUCACCAACUCGCUGGAGGAGAUGAAGCGACUAGUGAGCGAGAUCUACGGGGGUCACCACGCCGGCUUCCACCCGUCGGCCUGUGGCGGGCUGGCACACUCGGCGCCUCUACCCACCGCCACGGCGCACCCCGCGGCCGCCGCGCACCACCCGGCCGUGCACCACCCCAUCCUCCCUCCCGCAGCCGCGGCAGCAGCCGCCGCAGCCGCCGCCGCAGCGGUGUCCAGCGCCUCUCUACCGGGCUCCGGGCUGUCCUCGGUCGGAUCCAUCCGGCCUCCUCACGGCCUGCUCAAGUCUCCGUCCGCAGCCGCCGCCGCCCCUCUCGGAGGCGGGGGUGGAGGCAGCGGUGGCAGCGGUGGCUUCCAGCACUGGGGCGGCAUGCCGUGCCCCUGUAGCAUGUGCCAGGUGCCGCCGCCGCAUCACCACGUGUCGGCCAUGGGCGCCGGCACCUUGCCGCGCCUCACCUCCGACGCCAAGUGA
Molecule: messenger RNA, 1071 nt
Organism: Arvicanthis niloticus (Nile rat)
Lineage: Eukaryota; Metazoa; Chordata; Mammalia; Rodentia; Muridae
Gene: Olig2
Product: oligodendrocyte transcription factor 2
Biological process (GO): oligodendrocyte cell fate specification; positive regulation of transcription by RNA polymerase II; myelination
Cellular component (GO): nucleus
Molecular function (GO): DNA-binding transcription factor activity, RNA polymerase II-specific; protein dimerization activity; E-box binding
Source: RefSeq, a predicted model, not a curated record